Molecule: messenger RNA, 6802 nt
Organism: Sinocyclocheilus grahami
Lineage: Eukaryota; Metazoa; Chordata; Actinopteri; Cypriniformes; Cyprinidae
Product: dedicator of cytokinesis protein 3-like
Exons: 54
Coding region: 433-6639 (2068 amino acids)
Biological process (GO): small GTPase-mediated signal transduction
Cellular component (GO): plasma membrane; cytoplasm
Molecular function (GO): guanyl-nucleotide exchange factor activity; small GTPase binding
Source: RefSeq, a predicted model, not a curated record
CGGCGGACGGACGGAGAGAUGAAGAUGGCGCAGCACCGGCGCUGAAGAGGCUCCCCGUUCACCGCGUAAAAUCACGGAAAACCGUAUCGAGUACGCGUAAAAGAGCGCCGCGCGCGCACGUGACUCGAGAAACGCUCAAGGUUAGCUUGUCCUCGCGCUGUUUUGUCGGUUUCCGGCGGCAAAUCACGACUGACCGAGUCAAUGAAAUAAAUAAUCGACCGUCUCCAUCCUCAGAUGCUGCUGCGCCGCCGCAUCCAUAACGGGAGAUCCAGACGCGCACGGAUGGGAAACCUGAGCUGACGCGUGAAGCGUGUCGAUUGUUUGAGGAAACACACGGCUGUGAGAUAAACACGUCUGCUUCAACUUUAAUGUGUCAUCGUACAUGACAUUUAACCGAAACUCUUCUAAUAUCUUGGUUAUUUUACCGGGAUCAUGUGGACACCGACCGAGGACGAGAAAAUCGGAGUGGUGGUCUGUAGUUUCCGUGGAUCAGUGUCACAUGGUCUGACUCUAGAGCUUGGAGAAACGGUUCAUAUCCUGGAAAAGUGUGAAGGAUGGUACCGAGGAUUUUCCACCAAGAAACCCACAAUCAAGGGGAUCUUCCCAGCCGGCUACGUCCACUUGAAGAAGGCUGUCGUCACAAACAGGGGGCAAUAUGAGACUGUGGUCCCGCUGGAGGACCCCAUCAUUACAGAGGUCACCUCUACGCUGCAGGAGUGGUCCGUCCUGUGGAAGCAGCUGUAUGUGAAGCAUAAAGUCGACCUCUUUUACAAACUCCGUCACGUGAUGAGUGAGUUGAUUGAUCUGAGGCGACAACUGCUUUCUGGCCACCUGACCCAGGAUCAAGUCCGUGAAGUCAAACGCCACAUCACUGUACGACUGGACUGGGGCAAUGAACACUUAGGCUUAGAUCUGGUACCCAGGAAAGAGUUUGAAAUGGUCGAUGCGGACCAGAUCAGCGUUUCUGAUCUCUAUAAAAUGCACCUAUCCAGCAGACACAGCGUCCAGCAAAGCACAUCCCAGGAUGGCGGAAGACAAAGACACGGGGAUUCGUGUCGAAUGCCUGUGCCACACCAUCUCUUUGUCAACCUAAAGAGCUUCACAUACAACACCAUCGGCGAGGACACAGACAUCUUCUUCUCUUUGUAUGACCUGAGAGAAGGCAAGCAAAUCAGUGAGAAGUUUAUGGUGAAACUCAACAAAAAUGGUGGCCCAAAAAACCCAGAGAAGGUCGAUCGUCUCUGCGCCCUCUUUACGGACUUAAGCAACAAGGACAUGAAGAGAGAUCUGUACAUUGUGUCCCAGGUCAUCAGGACGGGGCGGAUGUUGUUAAACGACUCGAAGAAAGGCCCCCCUCAGGUCCAGUACCGCCGGCCGUACGGAUGCGCAGUGCUGGCCAUGAGCGAUGUCCUUCAGACCAUCUCUGAACUCAAAGAGGAGAAAGACUUUGUGCUCAAAGUUUACACGUGUAAUAAUGAAAAUGAGUGGUACCAGAUUCAUGAGAACAUUAUCCGCAAGUCCAGCACCAAAUACACCGCCCCCAGCACUAACUAUGGUCUAAUCAUCUCACUGCAGCUGUUGAGGGGCGAUAUGGAGCAAGUGCGCAGGGAAAACCCCAUCAUAUUCAACCGCGGCGUGGCCAUCACACGCAAACUGGGCUUCCCUGAUGUGAUCAUGCCAGGCGACAUACGCAACGACCUCUACCUCACGCUGGAGAGAGGAGACUUUGAGAGAGGAGGCAAGAGCGUUCAGAAGAACAUCGAGGUCACCAUGUAUGUGCUCUACGCUGACGGCGAGAUCCUCAAAGAGUGCAUUAGUCUGGGCUCAGGAGAGCACAACAUCAGCGAGUACCGCUCUUUCGUCCUCUACCACAACAACAGUCCGCGCUGGAGUGAGGUCAUCAAACUGCCCAUCCCCAUCGAGCGCUUCCGCGGCUCCCAUCUGCGCUUUGAGUUCAGACACUGCUCAACAAAGGACAAAGGAGAAAAGAAGCUUUUUGGCUUUGCUUUCACUCCACUCAUGAGGGAAGACGGCACCACACUGUCAGACGAGAGCCAUGAGCUUUACAUCUACAAGUGUGAUGAAAACACCACCUUCAGUAACCACGCGCUGUACCUGGGGCUGCCCUGCUGUAAAGACGACUUCAACGGCUGCCCGAACAUCCCGUCCAGCCUCAUCUUCCAGCGCAGCACUAAGGAAACCCUCUGGAUAGCCACUCAGCUCUCUUCCACCAAACUGACUCAGAAUGUCGAUCUGCUAGCUUUGUUGAAGUGGAAAGCACAUCCAGACCGUGUAAUGGACAUUUUAGGGCGAUUGCGGCACGUCUGUGGGGAAGAAAUAGUCAAAUUUCUUCAAGACAUCCUUGACACACUGUUCUCCAUUCUGGAUGACAACACAGACAAAUAUGGACCCCUGGUGUUUCAGUCACUGGUGUUCAUCAUCAAUCUGCUCCGGGACAGUAAGUUUUAUCACUUCCGGCCUGUGAUGGAUACCUAUAUCCAGAAGCAUUUUGCUGGAGCACUGGCUUAUAAAGAGUUGAUUCGCUGUCUGAAGUGGUAUAUGGACCGAUCAGCAGAAGUUGUUAGACAGGACCACAUCCAGGAAGCCAUGAGGGCUCUAGAGUACCUGUUUAAAUUCAUCAUCCAGUCACGGAUCCUCUACUCCCGGGCCACCUGUGGGAUGGAGGAGGACCAAUUUCGGGCCAGUAUCCAGGAGCUUUUCCAAUCCAUCCGUUUCGUGCUCAGUCUGGACAGCCGCAGCUCUGAGACACUCAUUUUUACCCAGGCUGCCCUACUCAACUCUUUCCCAGCAAUUUUUGACGAGCUCCUCCAGAUGUUCACAGUACAGGAAGUGGCAGAGUUUGUGAGAGGAACUCUGGGUAGCAUGCCUAGUACGGUCCACAUCGGUCAGUCCAUGGAUGUGGUUAAGCUGCAGUCCAUUGCUCGGACAGUGGAUAGCAGGCUUUUCUCCUUUCCAGAAUCAAGGAGAAUUCUCCUUCCUGUUGUUCUCCAUCACAUUCAUCUGCAUCUGCGGCAACAGAAGGAGCUUCUGAUCUGCUCGGGAAUCCUGAGCAGCAUUUUCUCCAUUAUUAAAAGCAGCUCACUGGAGAGCUCUGUACAGGAGGAGGUAGAGAUGAUGGUGGAGAGUUUGUUGGAUGUGUUGUUACAGACGCUGUUGGCCAUCAUGAGUAAAUCUCAGUCUCAGGAGGCGGUAAGAGGGCAGCGCUGUCCACAGUGCACGGCUGAGAUCACUGGGGAGUAUGUGUCCUGCUUGUUGUCCCUCCUGCGUCAGAUGUCGGACAUUCAUUUUCAACACCUACUGGACAACUUCCAAAGCAAAGAGGAGCUGAAGGAGUUCUUGCUGAAGAUAUUCUGUGUAUUCAGAAACCUGAUGAAACUCAGUAUAUUCCCACGUGACUGGAACGUCAUGCGACUGCUGACCAGCAAUAUCAUUGUGAGCACAACUCAGUAUCUGUCGCCUGCUCUUCAUAAAAGCUUUACAGAUGCUGACUUUGAUUUUAAGGUGUGGAAUUCGUACUUCAGUCUGGCAGUGUUGUUUAUCAACCAGCCCAGUCUACAGCUGGAGACUCUGACACCAGCCAAGCGGAAGAAGGUCUUUGACAAGUAUGGUGAUAUGAGGGUCAUGAUGGCUUAUGAGCUGUUUAGCAUGUGGCAGAAUUUGGGUGAGAAUAAGAUCCACUUCAUACCAGGAAUGAUUGGCCCAUUUUUGGGUGUGACGCUUGUACCGCAAAAUGAAGUCCGAAACAUAAUGAUCCCCAUCUUCCACGAUAUGAUGGACUGGGAACAGAGAAAGAACGGCAACUUCAAACAGGUCGAGGCAGAACUGAUAGACAAACUGGACAGUCUGGUGUCUGAAGGCAAAGGAGACGAGAAUUACAGAGAACUCUUCAGUUUGCUAACUCAACUGUUUGGGCCGUACCCCAGUCUGCUGGAGAAGAUCGAGCAGGAGACCUGGAGGGAGACGGGCGUCUCUUUCGUCACAUCUGUCACACGCCUCAUGGAGAGACUGCUGGACUACAGAGAUUGCAUGAAAGGUGAUGAGACAGAAAACAAGAAGAUCGGUUGCACUGUUAACCUGCUGAAUUUCUACAAGUCGGAGAUUAAUAAGGAGGAGAUGUACAUCAGAUACAUUCACAAGCUGUGCGACAUGCACCUGCAGGCCGAAAACUACACAGAGGCGGCGUUUACCCUCCUGCUGUACUGGGAGCUGCUCCACUGGGAGGAAAGGCCCCUCCGGGAGUUCCUGCACUAUCCUGCGCAGAGCGAAUGGCAUCGCAAAGAGGGUCUCUGUCGUAAGGUCAUCCACUACUUCAACAAGGGAAAGUGUUGGGAGUACGGCAUCCCGCUGUGCCGUGAACUAGCCUUCCAGUACGAGUCCCUGUACGAUUAUCAGAGUCUCAGCUGGAUACGGAAAAUGGAGGCAGCAUAUUAUGACAACAUCAUGGAGCAGCAGCGACUAGAGCCGGAGUUCUUCAGGGUGGGAUUUUAUGGCCGGAAGUUUCCGUUCUUCCUCAGGAAUAAGGAGUUUGUCUGUCGAGGGCAUGACUACGAGAGACUCGAAGCCUUUCAGCAAAGAAUGCUGGGAGAAUUUCCACAAGCUAUCGCCAUGCAGCACCCAAAUCAACCAGAUGAGGGGAUUUUACAGGGUGAUGCCCAGUACCUCCAGAUCUACGCUGUGACUCCAGUUUCAGAAAACAGCGAUGUGCUGCAGAUGGACCGCGUGCCAGACCGCAUCAAGAGCUUCUACAGAGUCAAUAAUGUCCGGCGCUUCCGUUACGACCGGCCCUUCCACAAGGGCCCGAAAGACAAGGACAAUGAAUUUAAGAGUCUCUGGAUCGAGCGGACAACACUCAUCCUCACCCACCCUCUGCCUGGCAUCUCCCGCUGGUUUGAGGUGGAUAAGCGUGAGCUGGUUGAAGUUAGUCCACUGGAGAACGCCAUAUAUGUGGUGGAGAACAAGAACCAGGAGCUGCGCACCCUGAUCAGUCAGUACCAGCACAAGCAGCUCCACGGAAACAUCAACCUGCUCAGCAUGUGCCUCAAUGGGGUGAUCGACGCCGCCGUCAACGGAGGAAUCGCUAGAUACCAGGAAGCGUUCUUCGAUAAAGAGUACAUUAGCAGUCACCCGGAGGAUACGGAGAAGAUCACCCAACUCAAGGAUCUGAUGCAGGAACAGGUUCAUGUCCUUGGCGUGGGUCUGGCCGUCCACGAGAAACUGGUGCAUCCGGAAAUGCGUCCACUGCACAAGAAGCUGAUCGAUCAGUUCCAGAUGAUGAGGAGCAGCCUCUGUCAUGGCCUGCCCGGUCUGGAAAAGCUGAGUCCGGCCUGCUCAGGGUCCAGCACCCCACGCGGUAUCCUCGCCACCCACAGUCCCAUGAGUCCUGAAAGUAUCAAGCUCAUGCACCGGCACAGCCCUCUGAAUGUGUUGGGCUCUGUCCGCCACUCCUCCUCUUCUCUCUCCUCUCACACCUCCAGUGAGACGGGAAACCUGCUCAUCCUGACGGACAGUAUGAUGGAGCACCCAGAGGACCUCUACCGCAUGCAGCCCAGUCCAUCAUCGUCCAGUUUGAGCUCGACACAUUCAGCUCCGUCUCAGAUGAUCAACUCAGGGCAUGGCAACAUCAGAGUUGGGUCCCCAUCACUACCUGACAGAUACAGACACAACCGAGAGAUGUUAAUGCUCCUACCGCCGCACAGGGACCGUCCCAGCAGUGCCAUGUACCCCAACAUGACCGAGAACGGACAGCCUACUAACCAUCCGAGGGCUCUUUACCAUCAGGUUAUUGGUCCCUGCAAACCCUGCAGUGACCCCAAUCUCUUUGUGGCUGAUAAAGUGUUGACAGCUCCCAGCAGCUGGAGUUUGGACAGUGGCACCAGGGACACUCUGCCGUUCCUCUCUGCUCAUGUCGGGAGUGUGAUGGCCCCACCAGUUCCCCCCCGCACCCUCCCUCCCGGACACUUCUUGAUGCACUUUGAUGCUUUCCACCACCAGAUCAACGAACUCCCUCCAGCUCUCCCCACGCGCUCUUUAAGAAAGUCACCCCUGCACCCUAUACCUGCCUCACCCACCAGUCCACAAUCGGGCCUGGAUGGCAGUAACUCCACCUUGUCUGGCAGCGCCAGCAGUGGCGUCUCCUCCUUGAGCGAGAGCAACUUCGCUCAGUCCUCCUCUGAGCCUCCAGCUCGAGCUGACACAUUGGACUCGAUGCCGAGCAGCCAGGCCUGGACCACGGACACGGAGGAAGCCGAGAGUUCCUACCUCCCUGUACGCUACAGCAUCUCCGAGCCUGAAGUUCUGGACCCUCUCAAGCCCACUCCUUGCCGUAGUCACUCAGCCCCACUGGGCGUAGCCCCAGGGAUGCCCACUGACGGACACCAUCAUCACCUCCAUCUCCACCAUCACCACCCACAUGCAAUACACAUCACCCACCCACACUACCACCACCAUGAGCCUGCACCUGCUCUGCCUCCCAAACCUUACCUGAGGGAAGGGUGUAUCCCUGAAGAGGACCUGAGGCCGGUUCCAAGGCCAAUGCCCCGCAAGAUCUCCCAGCCUCUGCUAACAAACAAGGAGGAGCAGGCCAAGGUGGCCUGGGAACACAGCAUCAGUGAAGAAUAGAUGAAGAACAAGGUUCAGCUUGGACUGUUGGCUUUGGUGUGAUAGGUGGUUGGGUUUUGGGAAAGUUCCAUGAAAUGACUGGGUUUGAACCUCUACUCUACAUCUCAUGUAUCCAGUGUAGGUCUUUGAAACCUUUCAAGAAGUGCUUGAUAUGUUGCUGAGC